Molecule: messenger RNA, 5358 nt
Organism: Scylla paramamosain (green mud crab)
Lineage: Eukaryota; Metazoa; Arthropoda; Malacostraca; Decapoda; Portunidae
Product: myosin-11-like
Exons: 13
Coding region: 284-2062 (592 amino acids)
Biological process (GO): cilium assembly; clustering of voltage-gated sodium channels
Cellular component (GO): centriole
Source: RefSeq, a predicted model, not a curated record
CGAAUAAUCAUCAUCAGCAAGGGGAGACCAAAACCCAAACAAUCAAGUGUCAAGAGGGUUGAGGGGAAGAGCCCUUCAAGUUAAUAGGAGGAACGAGGCGUGAGAUAGGAGUGGUGGAAUCUGUGGUGUGACAUGAGGUGUAGGGGUGAGCUGAGGUGUUUUGCAGCCACGCCACUUACUAUAUAGCGGCUUUUUUUUCUCUAGUAUUUUACGUGUUUAAUUAUUUAUCUUUUUAGUACAAGAGUGCAGUUCAAGCCUUGUGUUGCAGGCGCUGGUGUGGAGGAUGGAGAGGGACAGCCUUCUGCAAGAUUAUGAAGACACUGUGCAGAAGCAGGCUGUUCUUUUAACUCGGCAGCAGGCCACCAUAGACAGCCUGCAUGAGGAAGCAGCAGAGCAGCAGCACAGAGCUGAGGUGAGCGGGAAACAGCUGCAGUCCCGGCUUGAGUCCCUCCAGCAGCAGGUGAAGGCAGCUGUUCUCCAGGAUGCUGCAGAGGAAAUCAUCCUCUUGAAGCAAGAGCUGGAGACUUCCCUGAAGGAGAAGGAAGCCAGCCAGGCAGAGAGCCGCAGACAAGGCCUGGAGGUGCAGCGGCUCCACCAGGCACUGCUGGCAUCCCAGGGCUCUCAUGUGGCUUCCAAAGAGUCUGAGGAAUACAUGAAGGCAAUAGAUGCUCUGGAGGAGGAAACACAGAGGCUGAGGGCUCAGGCAGCUGCAGCGGAAGAAGAGAAGAUGGUCAUUCUCAAGUCAAAUCGUGACCUAAAGAAGGAGAUUGCAUCUCUUGAGACUCGGCUGGACCAGGAGCACCAGGCAGCCCAGGUGCUGAAGUCACUGGUGGAGGAGAAGGAGGCCAGUGCACGGGAGGUUAGCAACUCCUUCAAUGGCCUCAAUAAAAAGUUUGUGGAGCAGAGUGAGGAUCUUCGUCUGCUCCUGGCACAAGUUCAAAGCCUGAAGGCAAAUAGGGACCACUUGGCCAAGGUUUUGGUCAGUGUGAAGGAGAAACUAAAGGAGGCACAGACCCGGGUAGCUGAAAGUGUGCGCAUAGCUGAGGACUCUCUUGUAGAAAAAGAUGCUGCCCUUCUGCGAGAGAAGCAUGCAUUAAAUGAGGUGCGUAGACUGGAGGGGACUGUGGCCUCCCUGACAGAGGAAGCUGGGAGGAGAGCUCAGGCUGAGGUGACUAAGGUGAAGCAUGACUACAACACCAACAUUAAGAAGAUGUCACAGGAAGUGGCAAAGCUUGAGAUGUCUCUGAGUGAGAAGCAGCUGGAUUAUGAUCGUGCUCAGAGAGACCUGAAGAAGGUGAUGGAGGAGGCAGAGCAACUACAGGAGGAAGUGACUCAGAGGAAGGAGCAGCAUCGCCUGGAAACUCUGAAUCUUCACCAGCGCAUCAGCUCCCUUGAGGCACAGCUUGCCUCCCUCAUGGCUGAAAGAGAUAGCAUGUCAUCUCUUGGGCUGCAGAAUGUUAAAGAGAUUGAAGAGCAGAGGAAGGACCUUUUGGAGAGAAUUACUGAGCUGGAAGAAAGACUGAGUAAAGCAAGAAGUGAGUCUGCUAGGGCAAGGUUGGAAGGUGAGGAAGCCAAGAGGAACUUAGUUAAGGUCACCACUCAGUUAGAGAAACUACAAGAGGAGAGCAGCAGAAGCCACAAAUUUCUAAAGAAACAGUUGCGACUGAAGAUGGAGGAAGUGGAGGAGCUGACAUCAGGUGCUGAGGGUCGACUGGAGGCCUCGGAAAACACACACCGAGAGGCUCUGACACAGUGCUACCAGAGUGCUGCGGUCAUUCAGGAAAGCUACUCCAGGUUACAGGCUCAGAUGAGGGACCAGAAGAGAGACUAUGAACAGAGAGUGUCUGAGCUAAACCAGCACUUACAGGAAGCUCAGAGCCAGCAGCAGCACACGGCCCUUGCCCUGCACAGUGCCAACACAAACCUUGCUGUCAAUGAGAACCUCCUGUCACAGUACAAGGCAAGAGUAGCAGAGGUGGAGGAGCGCCUUGUCACAGCGGAACGUAGAUUUUUGACACUGAAGCACCACAAGUCUGACCAGGGAGGCUUCAAGACUUCAUGAUGGUGGCCAAGUUCAUUAAUGGUAAGUGUGCUUCCUCUCUCUCUUGUAGUGAGUUGAGUUGGGUGGACUGGUCAUUGGUAGUGUAAAGUAACAAUUUUAGAGACAGAAAUAUGGAGCAAGACAGCUUCUGGCUGAUGCAUGUUUCUUACAUCACAUACUCAUUACAUAAUCAUAAGUAACCAACCUGUCCAUCAUCUACAUUUUGGAUGCCUUCACUAAUCUGGCCUUUGGUGAUCUGAUCCCCCAGACAAAUUGCCUCUUAGGUUGUCUAGCUCCUGAAGUAGCUCAGCUGGGAUCUGGCAGUGUUCUUGACCCAUUUGUCAUCCUGGUAAUUCUACUGUGAGUGUGCUAGUUUGUAGUUUGCUUAUUUAUUUAUUUAUUUAUUUAUUUAUUUAUUAGUGCAUGACCAGCUGUGCUAAUAGUGCAGCACAGUGGUCCAUGAAACUAUCCCUCUCCACCAGGGGUUGAUGGGGCUAAGGGUGUGAAUGGUGUGUGUGUGUGUGUGUGUGUUACUUUCUCAGGGCCACCCUGUGUGGGAUUGCUGUCCUGGUAUAUAUAUAUAUAUAUAUAUAUAUAUAUAUAUAUAUAUAUAUAUAUAUAUAUAUAUAUAUAUAUAUAUAUAUAUAUAUAUAUAUAUAUAUAUAUAUAUAUAUAUAUUGAAUUAAAGAAUUUAUUGUACAGCCACAUCAUAUCACCAUAUUGAUUAUGUAAUAUUAUACAGUACUGUGAAUUGUACUGCAUUUUUGCACAGUAUUAUUGUAUUUGUAUUCUUCUAUAACAUUAUUUUCAUAAUAAUGAUGAAAAUCAGCAUUUCAACUUUUCUUUAUCCUUGAAGUGCUAAAGAAUUUAAUUAUGCUUUAUUUAUGUUAGUAUACAUCAUAUUCUUUAUGUGAUUUGUAAAACAUGUAACUUGUAGGUCUUGCCUCAAUACAUUUUACUUGAAUCAUCGAUUUGUAAUAGCCAAGUAUCUUCCUAUUAACAAAACAUGCAGGCUGAGGUAUUUACCAGUUGUUUAUCUAAUAAUGUGUAUUACUCUGAAAGCUUCCCAUUCUUAAUAUCAUUUCAUUCAGAUAUCCAUCCACCAUCAUCCUUCAUAUCAAUGCCCAUCAUCACCUUAAUGCUUUGCAUUUUCAGUUUUUACAUAUCAGUAAGUAUGAGUAUUUGGGUGAUCUCUUUCUCCAUCAUCAUUCGUGCAUUGCUACUCUACACUCUGUUUCCUUCACUGUUUCCAGCCUUUGGAAACAAUCUUAGGUGUCACUAGUACAAUAACAUACUGCUUGUACCCUAAAAGUGACAAAUGUAAUUUAGUAUCUAUGGGGGUAAAAUAAAAAAAAUAUUGCACAAAGUAUUUUAUUAGAAAGAUUAUUUUGAUCACAAGCUUAUAUGAGAAAAAUAUUACCUUGUAUCUUAAAAGUGUGACGGAUGUACAACCUGGCCAGGUCCUGCGGUAACUGUGCUAGUCACUGGCAUCAAAACAGCACAUAGUACUUGUCACCAGCAGGACACAGAACAUCACAGAGGCAUUUAAUUAAAUAGUGAACACCUUUUUAUUUCAAGCAGAAAAUAUUCAGAAGCUACAUUCUAAUAAUAAUAUUCUUCAGGAAGCCACCAAUAUGUACAAUAAAAAUAAAAAAUAAAGCCUUUAAUUUUAUACAAAACAGAACAAAACAGUUUGCAUGAAAUCUGCCAGUACUAAUCUAAGCAACCACACAGAAUGAAUUCCUGAGGUCAUUAGUAUUUUGUGGUGAUCAGGAAACUGAGAUGGCAAGAUGCCACACACUGAUGACAAUGGCGUAAGGCUGAGGUGGUGAGCAGAAGAGUCGCAGGGAACAACCAAACUUUGAUGGUAUCUGUCAGAACAUCAGGCAAUAACAGAUGUGGAUGCCUACCUUUGAUCUAUUGAAGUAUUGCUAUUAUAUAAAAGUAUCAAGCUGUCAGUGUAUCAGUUCUCUGAGUGAUGGUGGAUCUCUGUAACAGCAGUAAAAGUUAUUCACAUCUCAUAUUAUGAAAAAGUUCCUUUACACAAAAUGUCAAUGACAUUUACAUCAACGCUCAGACAACUGAAGUGAUUAAUGAGAUUUUGUUUGAAAUGCCAAAGAACUUUCUGAUGCAUAUGAUACUUGGCCAGCAUAACUUUUAUAUAUUUCCAUACAAAUUUCCUUUCAGAGGGCGAAUUGGUCAUGUGUAACAAGAGGGUCUAUAAAAAUGUAUGGUGUAGGAAAAAUAAAUACACUAUGUAAACAUAUGUACAGUAGAGCUCUCUUGGAAAAGGCAAUGCAAUAGGCUUUGUAUAAAGUUCAUUAUAUGCUACACAUUUGAACCUUAAUUUAAGUUUUGAAUGCUUUAAAACCAUGUUAGUUCCAUAAUCAUACAACAAAUGUCAUGCAGUGCAAAUUACAUUAAUCUUUGCAUUUGCACUGGGAAAGAAACCGUCUUUCACAGGUGAAAUUAACUUUUCUCCUCUCAUUCCACAAGCCUAGAGUAAGCUAAUCUUCCUAAACCUUUUCUAAGAUUUUAAAAGAGAAUAAAUUAUUAUGUUUAGAUACCAUUUGGUAAAGCAAACAAAGGUCAAAUAUUCUAUCCAAUGUUCUCAAAAUCACUGAUACUGUCAUAUUAAAAACUAGUGAAUCUCCUCACUUUUUUUUUUUUAUUCCCAAGUGCAAAUAACAGCAUAACAUAUUUCAGUGAAAAUUAAUAAUAUGAGAAGCAUCACUGUAUGACAUUUAUUGUUUACACCUGGAUGUACCUCUUCUGUACCAAAAAUUGUAGCAUUUGCCAAGUAAAUCUGCUUACACAGUCUGAUAACUGAAGUAUAAUGUAGCCCUUUCUCCACUGUUCAAGUACUCUUCCAGUGAACUUACUAUUCACUUCCAUGCAUUAGUAUGAUUUCAAGUUAUGAUUCCAAAGUUAAUAAUUAAAACCACACAUAAUUCUACUCCUAUUCUCUCUCUCUCUCUCUCACACACACACACACACACACACACACACACACACACACACACAUACACACACAGAUCUUUCUAGUAUCAGUAUCAAUCUCUUCAUGAAGCUCCUGCAGCACUGUCCAUCACUAGCUUUACAGGGCUUGCUUCAUUAACAAUAAGUGCAAGGAUGGGGACUUGGUUACUUCAGCAAAACUAACACCUUAUUUGAAAUUUGCCAAUUUUGUUAUAAAAAAUAUAAAAUGUAAAGAUCAAUAUGCCACAAUUUUUGGUACCUAUCCUUUGUAACACUUCCACAAAUACAGUAUAACCUGCAUUAUUCAUAUCAUGUUAGUACUUCCUAAACUAUCUGGC